This is a messenger RNA of Gloeophyllum trabeum ATCC 11539, 1683 nucleotides long. RefSeq lists its product as uncharacterized. NCBI's taxonomy places the organism in Eukaryota, Fungi, Basidiomycota, Agaricomycetes, Gloeophyllales, Gloeophyllaceae. The transcript is spliced from 13 exons. Gene Ontology annotation, cellular component: Golgi apparatus. Bases 208 to 1614 code for a protein of 468 amino acids. The record is from RefSeq and is a predicted model, not a curated record.
CCGAACAAGGGCGGGCGUCAACAGAAGCCGUUGCAGCCAUCAUAUAACAGCUGCCAUGGCCUGCCCAACGAUCCCCGUUUGCUCCCUGCGAGUCGACGUCGGAGUGCUUCUUCUUAGCUGCUGGUCUGCUGUUCCUCUCCUCUUGUAUCUAUCCACAGCCGGCUGUUACUUGCUUUAUUUGUUCUGCCCACUUCGUUCCUUCGGGAUAUGUUGACCAUAGCUGACCAUGCUUGGAUUAAACUGAAAUCAGUCUAUCUUCGCGUGACCCUUACGCGCUAUACCCUCGCUUUUUUUCUUCUCGGCGUGACCCAUUGUCUCGCCCAAGGCAUGAUGCAAGCCUUUUUGUUUGCGGCCGACGACCAGGCGGACUCCCUAGUAUCGAGCAUUAUAGAACAAGCCAACGCAACCUCGUUCCAGAAGGAAUUUGCAUGGCUCACCCGUCCAAACGGCGGCUAUCAACUGUCACUAUGCACCCAUGUCCCUACAGGGGACAACAGCGGUUCUUGCGAAGUGGUAUUUCCUACCAUCAUGAUGGCAAGCGAUAUGAAUCUCGCCAAACCUGUGACCCCCCUUGCUACCCUCGUGGAUCCUUCACAAGUCAUAUCGAUUAUGGGGUCCAAUUCUUCUGGUGUCACCCUGAUGAUGAAAGCCACUGGGAAGGAAGUUACUUUGAGUCAAACGUGCGUCAAGACUCUCGUUUAUCCAGACCAAGUACUGAGGAACUCCAAACGUGAAGAUCUUGCGUUGCUAGUUGCCCAAUUCUGGCUGUUCUCAAUCUCCUUCUUUGGCCUCCUUCAUGACUCUAUACCGCAUAUUCUCGCUGUACUAUGCACCAGGGUCCUCACCACAGGCUGGUCGGCUUAUUCUAUCUGGCGUACGACGGAUAUCAAACAACGCUUCCAACACCUCAUCGUCGACGAAGACACGCCUUGUUACUUGCAGAUUUUUCCUGAGUACUUCCAUACCCGUCUCUCUUUCCAGAUUUCGGAUCUGGUGUUGAACGUCACGGCACUUCUCUGCGCCUCGUACUUGGGAUGGCAUCUUGUCAAGAGUUACUCUAGCCACUCCUUCAAGCGUGCCGGCCCUCCUCCCGCGAUCGUCAGAAUUUACCGGUUUGUUCUGGCGAUCUACGUCUGCGUGCAGUUGCUCGUCUUCUUCCUCACUACGGCCACGGGAUUGUGGAUCGACCAGCUCUUUAAUGGGGACAUAGCUAGGAUAUCGUCGCAUACGAAUGUUUACAAGGCACUAUUCCUGUUCACGGUCAUCGUCAUGAUCCCGUGGAUGGCAACGGGGUGGUACUCUGUCCGGCUGGAGAAGAAAGUGUUCAUGGCGGGCUUCAUCAUUCUUGCGUUCGUCCUGAUCGCCUGUUGGGGUACAAUGUUCUAUUCCCUCGUGUAUCGCUGGACCUUCAUCCAGUGGCCUUUCUUCGCUUGCAUGACGGUCUCUUCCUUCAUCGGCCUCACCGCAUGCGUCGUCCUGGGCAUAGUCUGCUGGCUCAAUUUCAACAAGGGCCUCGCGCAUUGGCUAUACGUCGAGGGCGUCCUCGCAAAUUCGGAUUUCGAGCCCGAAGUGUUCCCACACGACGCGGAGAAGCAAUCAUUCCCCGGAUAUUAGAACCUGGCUGUCCCCUUCCGAAAUAUGCCUUCUUCCCAAUUGACAAUGGUGCUUGGCUGCUGAAUCUAG